Molecule: messenger RNA, 1707 nt
Organism: Colletotrichum chrysophilum
Lineage: Eukaryota; Fungi; Ascomycota; Sordariomycetes; Glomerellales; Glomerellaceae
Exons: 3
Coding region: 1-1707 (568 amino acids)
Source: RefSeq, a predicted model, not a curated record
AUGUCGCUGACCUUUUCACUCCAGGCCCUGCUUGCCCGCCACGAGGCAUACAUGGCCGAUGCGGAACGAGACCGCCUGUCAUUAACAAGCCGAAUCGAACAGUUGGAGAACGAUAAGCUGGAGCUUCAGGCCGAGAACACGAGAACCGUCGAGGAGAAUCGAACCUUGCUCGACCAGCUCGAGAUGCUGAACAAUACCGUCCAAGAUUCCGACAUCCGGAUCCAGACCCUGGAGGCCACCCUGCUAUCUUCCCACCAGGCCGUCCGUCGCCUUGAGGGCGCAGCAGCCCGGGCUGCUGAGAUGGAACGGCAUAUCGCCCUCCUCGAGCAGGAGCAGCUGCGCUUGCAGAACACCCUCAUCACCUCCGAAUCUGAAGCCCGCUCUGCCAUGCAGCGAUGGAGGAAAGCCGAGAGGGGAAUCUCCGAUCUUCAAGAGCAGCUGGAGCGCAUGGAACAGGAAGCCAAGGAGGAAAGAGAACGCCACACGGAGGUUCUGGGCCGCAUGGAGCGUCAACGAGAGAUGGAAAAGGAGCUGAAUGCCGCCGCUGGACGUCUUAAGGGAGCCGCCGCAGCCAAGUCACUCAACACCGGGAAAGGCGGCACAAAUGUGGUGUCCCAUUUCGUGCGCGAUCUGCUUCAGGAUAACGCAAACCUGCAGUUGGGCAUGGCGGAACUGCGGCAAAUGCUGGUCAACUCCAACGACGAAAUCCAGGCUUUGCGGGACCAGUUGAUGUGCCACCAGCCUAUUCACGAGGACGACACAAGCGCCGUGUCUACUUUGCGUGCAGAGCUUCCCCUGGAACCCGCCGAGGUGACCCAAAACAUCUCCCAGGAGUUGCAUAUUCAUCACCACUACCAUGUGGCCGAAAAGAACAAGUCGAAGAAGAAGCGUCACAGCUUGAACCCAGGACUCUUUUCGCCUACGAGCGUUUCAAGAUCCUCUACGCCUCCUCCGGCGUGGCGCCCUCCACCCUCAACACCGGCCAUGGCCUCCCACUCUCACAAGGCCUCCACCUCGACAGUCUCCAUGGGACCAUCUAACAGAUGGUCCGUUUUCUCGGAACAACCGUCAGAGUUCGCACCUUCGUCCGUCCCAAGCUCCCCGCAGUCAAAUCCGCGACUGUCCAUGUUUGACAGGCCAAUCCUGGAUAUGGAUAUCCCCACGUCUCCAACCACAAGUCUGGACCCGACUUCACCAACAUGGAAGUCAUCUCACAACAAGCGCCCAUCGGAAGCGUCCAUGCGAAGCUUCUCCGUGCCUAGUAGGCUUUUAAGCGUGGCAUCCCCCGCUGCACCUGCGGCGCCAGCGCUUCACGUCACGCAGCACAUAUCGACAACGAUUGAGGAGGAAAGAGAAGAGAACGGCACAGAGGAGCUUCCGGAUCUCACUUCAGCCAGUGAAGAGGUCACGGAGACUGACACGGAGACGAUGGAGACGGAGACGGAAAGGUCGUUCUCGAAAUACGAGGAGCUACCCCGGCAGCGUCUGCAUCGUGCAGUCUCUCAUGAGUCGAUCAUGUCUCUAUCUGGAGGACUUGACAUUCACACGCUGAAGCCUCGCAGGGUUGCCCAUGCCGAGAAUGGUGUCAACGCCCUACUCGAGCGGUCUUGGGAGAUGGGUCAGCUGGCGGCCGUGGAGCGGCGGAGGUUCCGUUCCCCCACGGGCAACCACUCCAACAACCACCCCGCCUACGCCUACGCCGCCUAA